Messenger RNA from Ogataea polymorpha, 1539 nucleotides. RefSeq lists its product as uncharacterized. Gene Ontology annotation, cellular component: oligosaccharyltransferase complex. Bases 1 to 1539 code for a protein of 512 amino acids. The record is from RefSeq and is a predicted model, not a curated record. The transcript has 2 exons. NCBI's taxonomy places the organism in Eukaryota, Fungi, Ascomycota, Pichiomycetes, Pichiales, Pichiaceae.
AUGGCCCGCAAGUCCAAAACCUUCCUCUCUCCAAAGACUCCUUCCGAGGACGCGUUUUCAGAAGACGCCGAAGCAAAGAGAUACGACGAGUUGGAGGCCGAAAACAAAAUGCUCAAGGAACAAGUGACAAAGCAGAAGUUCAUGAUACUCAAGCUCAUCGACGAGCUCGAGUACAUGGAGACCCUUUACAAAAAGAAAGCAGCUAUAGUGGUGGACCCCAUGUCACCUACCAAUUCCGUUUCGUCCAAUGCCUCGUCUAUGGAAACACUUGUUGCCGAAAACAGUGAGAAGGAGAAGAUGAUAAAGCAGCUCCAACUCAAGACCAAACUACUUGAAGCGAACGUCGCGGACUUGCGCAGCCAACUGAAGUCUAAUCUCUGCCAAUACCAACGUAGUCUCUCUAACUUGUCCGACUCCGUGACGAUGAUCACGGAAAACCAGAAAUUUCUUACGCCACCGCCAAGACCCCACAUUGUUCCUAGUUCGCGCUCACUGAACCUCAAACAAUACACGGACGCGGACGCUGGAUUGGCCUGUUUCUUGGCCGCGUGCCGCGCUGCAUUCCGUGCCGAAGAACUCACGGAGCGGCGAUUACAGUCUCCGUCGGGAAUUAUCCGCGUCAAGUCAAGCGAGUUUGACAGCUUCUUUGAAGGAGAGAAGGAUUACUUUCUUGUCUCGUUUCUGACCGCACAAGCAAACCAGAAAUGCCAUCUGUGCCAGUAUUUUCAGCCCGUGUAUGAAGAAGUUGCGCGCUCAUUCUAUGAAUCAAACCCGUCGUUCCAAAAGGUAUUUUUUCUCUCUGUCGAUGCCGGCGACAACAUUGCACACUUCAAGAAAUACAAUAUAAGCACCGUGCCACACCUCUGGAUCUACCCUAUAUCUUCCCUUAUUUAUAAACCUGUUGACAGCGACGAUGAAUUUGACAAAAGAAUCCCAAUGCCGGAGAGCUUAUCUAUCGUCAGCGAACAUUACACCUAUCCAAUAUCGGACACCAUCAAGCAAGCGGACCAGGAGCUCCGGUUUGCCACAUUUUUGGGGGAGCUCACCCAGACCAAAAUUGUGAUCAACAAGCCAAUGGACUUGGUGCUGGCAUUGAAGUACUGCGCGGGCUUUUUCGUUCUGUUUAGAAUUUUGAGGUCGAGAAAACAGAAGGUGCUCGACAAAAUAAGAAAUGGAACAGCGCUUCUGGUGCUGAGCGUCAUAGCAAUAUACAUCUUCUUUUCCGGCGUGAACUUUGCUGUGCAAAGAAACGUGCCAUUCCUGGUCAAAGACAAAGAUGGUAGCCUCAAAUAUCUGACCCCUGGAGUCCAGAACAUGAUCGGAGCCGAGGUCACGUUGUCGAUAGCGUUCCAGAUGAUAUUUUCGCUUCUUCUAUGGCUCCUAAUUCAGGGCAUCCCACGGAUACCGAAGGAAAACCGGCCUGUUGGCAUGCUCCUUUUUGCUGGCAUGCUCUUCAUCAUCUACAACUUAUUCACCAGCAUGUUCAAGUCAAAAGAUCCCGGUUAUCCAUUCACAUACCUUUAUAUACCUAUUUUCUAG